GGGGGGAGGAGGGGGAGGGAAGGCGCGCGCGCGGGGGGCUGGGAGGUGGGGAAAGGAGGGUCUCCGUCUUACGGGGACGAUGGUGCGGGCCCAGGAGGAGCCCUCCCCGGGGCACGGGAUGAAGCCCAGCCCCCAGCCUCAGGGGGGCGUCUCCUACCAGCCGGCCGAGGGACCCGAGGUUCCUGCGGACAAGGAGGUGACAGGGUCCCCGAGCCGGGCCAUGCCCGAACCCCCCGAGGGCGGCUGGGGCUGGGUGGUGAUGCUGGCGGCCAUGUGGUGCAAUGGGUCGGUGUUCGGCAUCCAGAACGCGUGCGGGGUGCUCUUCGUGUCCAUGCUGGAGACCUUCGACUCCAAAGACGACAAGGCGAUGGUGUUCAAGACAGCUUGGGUGAGUUCUCUGUCGAUGGGGAUGAUCUUUUUCUGCUGUCCUAUAGUUAGUGUAUUCACAGACAUAUUUGGAUGUCGCAAAACAGCUGUUGCUGGGGCUGCUGUAGGAUUCAUUGGACUUAUGUCUAGUUCUUUUGUAAGUUCCAUCGAGCCUCUGUAUCUCACAUAUGGAAUUAUAUUUGCCUGUGGCUGCUCAUUUGCAUACCAGCCAUCGUUGGUCAUUUUGGGACAUUAUUUCAAGAAACGCCUGGGACUGGUGAAUGGCAUCGUCACUGCUGGCAGCAGCGUCUUCACAAUAUUACUCCCUUUAUUUUUAAGGGUACUCAUUGAUAGAUUGGGCCUGUUUGAUACACUCAGAGUCCUAUGCAUCUUCAUGUUUGUCCUGUUUCUGGCUGGCUUUACCUACAAACCCUUUCAACCUGAUGCCAAAUAUAAAGAGAGUGGGAAGAAAGGAGAGAAAAAAUUCUUUCUCUUUUCCAGGAGAAAGUUCAGUCCUCCCAAAAAAGUUUUUAAUUUCUCCAUCUUCAAGGUUACAGGUUAUUCAGUCUGGGCUUUUGGAAUCCCACUUGCACUUUUCGGAUAUUUUGUGCCUUACGUUCACUUGAUGAACCACAUAAAAGAGAGAUUUGCAGAAGAAUCAAAUAAAGAAGUAGUCCUAAUGUGCAUAGGGAUCACUUCAGGAGUUGGACGACUGCUCUUUGGCAGAAUUGCAGACUUUGUGCCUGGUGUUAAAAAAGUUUACUUACAGGUGAUCUCCUUUUUAUUCAUUGGCCUGAUGUCUAUGAUGAUUCCAUUGUGUAAUGUCUUUGGGGCACUCAUAGCUGUCUGUCUCCUCAUGGGUCUCUUUGAUGGAUGCUUCAUUUCUAUCAUGGCUCCCAUUGCCUUUGAGUUAGUUGGUGCCCAAGAUGUCUCCCAAGCCAUAGGAUUUCUGCUUGGAUUCAUGUCUAUACCUAUGACUGUGGGCCCACCCAUUGCAGGUUUACUCCGGGACCACCUAGGUUCUUAUGAUGUGGCCUUCUACCUCGCCGGGGUCCCACCCCUACUGGGAGGAGCUGUGCUUUGUUCAGUCCCAUGGAUCCAUGAAAGAUGGAAACAAAAAGAAAUGAGCAUCACGGGAGGGGAAAAGCUGGAGAAAAUGUUGGAGAACCAGACCACUCUGCUCCCAAGAUCACCUGGGAUCAUUAAGAAAGACUCUGAUCCUGUUUUUUAAUGCUCCCGGCUUCUGCCAGACUGGACUUGCUUUCCAAAGUUACAGCAAGUUUUCUUUUUUAUGAAUUGGAAGUUGUUUUAUUUUUUUUAAUAGCAUUAUACGACUAGCACUAGAAUGGUAAAACAAGAUCUUUACCAAGCAAGAACCCUUUCAUAAUUAUCAUUGAAUAGCUUUCUGACAUUUCUGAGACCGAGGGCAGGGACUUUGGUACUAGAAAAAUAUGACUUGAAAUAAAAUCACACUUGUCUAGGAGAGAAAAAUUUAGGCUUCUCACAGGAAAAUAAAAUUCUGGAAACUGUGAAGGCUAUUUAGCAUGUGUAAAGAUUAUAAAAUACCUCAAGCUACACUGGAAGGGCUUCAGUCUGAUUAGGACUAGAAAUCUUGCUUGGUCUCUAAACUAUGGUACUGAUCAGUUCUGGUAUCUCUGUUUUUAACUUUUUAUGCUAUGUUAAAUAAUUUUUUAAAAAUAAAGCAUAGAUCUUAGACCUCCCCAGAAGAUUGACAUUUAAAUUCUAUGCUUUGCUGCUGAUAAGUUAUGAAAUGUGUUCACAUAAUAUCCUGUACUUGUUCCAGUGUGAAUUCCUGUUUUUGAGCCAAAAGAGGCCUUUCCUGGGGCAGGAGCUGAAAUGUAUGCACAUUAAAUAUGUGAGACACAAAUGUCUCCAGUGCUCCUAGGAGCAGAGUGGUGCAGAAUUCAGCCAUUUCUUCCAUUUUGUAUUCCCCACUGUGGGCCUACAGUGUGUUUUAACACUUGAAUAGCCUGUUAUUUUUAGGGUCUAAAAAUACAAAUCCUAGUUCAAAUUAACUAAACACUUUGAAUCACAACCCUAAAGUACACUAGAAUGAAUUAGAGAGAACCCAAUAACUUGUAUUUUAAAUUCUUUUGCUCUUCUGGAUCUGUUAGAUCCCAAAACUGAUCUUUUUUUAGAUGCAUGUUAGGCAUGCACCAAGCUGCAGGUAUACGCACAAAUAGACAGAAAUCUUGUAUUCAUGUAGACAUUCUCUAUUUCUAAUACAACUAAUUGCUUAAACUCUUCUCUCUGAAUGUAAUUGGUCGCUGUGAUUCCAAAUCACUUGUCAAACAAUCUUACGUACUCAUAACUGUCUGGAAAAAUAUAUUCAUAAUUCUUUCUCUAUCUUGAUUCCCUUUCUAUUAACAUUCCUGCCACUUCUGCCCUAAAAAUAAAAUCCUAACCGAUUCAUCACUUAUUCUCAUUAAAAACAAAAACAAAACUUUCUUGUCGACUUAGAUUAGUCCAUAUUUUAAUUUUUGUUCAGGUAAUUGCAAGUUAAUGUUCAAGAUGUACUUAAAUCCUAACUCUGUAUGCAAAUAAUUUUGGAUAUACAUGAUAGCUUUUGCACACAUAGGGAGAUCCCCUGCAUUUGCCAGAUGCCUUUCUUCCUUUCCUAAGUACCAUUUGGCUCUUUCUUUUUCUAAAUACUUACCAAAUAUUUUGCCCAUCCUGGUGGAAGGAGAGGAGAGCAAGAUAGGGUAGAGGGAGUGAGAAGAGUGAACAUGGCUCCAAUUCUCCUUCUCCCUUCUCAGUUUAGGUACUAAGAUGAUACUUUGGUAUUAGAAAAACAAGGCUUAAAAUCAAAUCAAACUUAUCUAUGAGAGAAGUUAUAUUACUUCCACAUCUUGCUUCUGGCCAGGAGAAUUAUGUGAUAGAAUGAUAAAUUGUAUGUAUGAUUUGUUAUCUUUUGGAGAGGAGGGAGGUGUGGUUGUAAGUUGAAGUUUUAUUUCCAUAAAACUUCAUAAAAAUUCAGUAGCUUUCUUCUUCUUUUUCAGUAGUUUACUUGCUAUCUGGAAACUUGAGAAUUCAAAGUGUACCUAUUAAAUAUGAUACUUUCAUUAGAAUUUUAAAUAAUUUACAACAUACUGACAUUCUCUUAGUUGUUUAAGUUGAAACUUUCAUUCCUAUUAUAUAACUUUUCAAUUACUUAUAUAAUUUGUCUAUGCAAAAUUCUGUUAAAAAUUCUGGUUUAUUUCUCUUUUUUCUCUGUCUUUAUAUUUCAGUUAAAAACCAUACAUGCUUUGAUCAUACUGCCCUCUGAUACUUAUAGGUAGAGCUAUUUCACAAUUAUGCAUAAUUGUAUAUAAAUUAACAAUCCCUUUAUUCAUGUCCUGUUAGGUUUCUUUGGCAAUGAGAAGUGGUACAUUCCUAUAAAAAUAUUUUUGAGAGGUCUACAGAAACACUACAUGAUCAAGAUCAACCAUAUAGGUUGCCAAUAUAAAGCUUAUUUUCCAAUUACCAUAAGAUUUGAGCACAAUCCAAAAAAUUUUAUACCAAGCAAGAGUUCACUGGUCAGUUUUUACAAAGUAAUUAGCUAUCUACAAAAUAGAAAAUUCACUCCAUAAAAGCUUCAAAACCUUUUAUUAUUUUAUAAUUUGCUAGGUUUUGGAGAAAGAAGUAGUUGAUUAAAACUUGAAGAAAUGGUCUUCUCCCCCUGCCACUUUCCAUAUUAUAAAACAGCUAAAUGACUUAAAUGUUUGUAAUAAAAAGAAUAAGUUUUCAGCAAUGUUGUGUGUUUGUGUGUAUAUUGCAUAUAUGUAGUUUUAUAUCAUGGCAUUAACUAAAAUGGAAGUAUAACAUUGAUAAACUAAAUGUUUUUAAAAUUUAUUAUUAUCAGUGUAUAAUAAAAGUUACUGUUCACUAAAGAACAAAAGCCACUUUUAUAUCAUUAUAAGAACUGCUAAAUUCUACAAGGAACAACUUAUUUAGUGAAAGAAAAUGUAUAAAGUAGCCCCAAGGUGUGCAUGGUCUAAGAUAUAAAGACUAAGGAAAAAGUUAAAGGUUAUGACAAAUGGAGAUAAAUUCUUUAUGAAAGUUUCAAACUAAGAGAUAUUAUUUUAGGAUUUCCCUCAAAAUAAAUGCUUUUUAAUUUCUAAAGUGAGACAGAAUAAUACACUACAUCAAGAUGGCCUACUGUGCUUUGGUUUUGUUUUAUUUUAUCCAGAGACAUUUUUAUUUAGGAAAAGGUCCAACACUAGAAUUCUUUGCUGUUGUUUUUCCCUUAAAACUCUGAUAGGGCAUCUCAAAUGUUCAAAUCAUAUUGUGAGGUGGGGAAAAGAAGUUCUUUGAUUUUACCCAACAAUAAGUCCGCUUUCAGGAUGGUGGGUACCAAAGGAAUAUAAAAAUUCUUUUUACUGGAUUAGGGUUUUAUUUUCAUGAAUGUUGCUUGGGAAGAAAAUGGGUCAUCCCUUCAUAAUACACUACUGAGAUCCAGAGAAUCUUCUAUAAGAUUUUGUGACUUCUGGAUUAUUAGUUGUAGCAUUCUUUGAACAGCACUAUUGUAAGAUUUAUUCUGUAUACAUAUUUUUGUUGCAUACAUAAUAAAAGUAAAAAAAUGAAGACUUUUUUCCAUCCUCAGAAAUACAGACAUGACUUUCAUCCAGCUUUAAUUUCCAUUUAUCAUAAAAAAGUCACAUCACAGGUUAUAUUAUGCUCCCUUACAAAGAGUGAACCUAUCUACAAAUGGUUAGUGAGGCUCUACCCAAACUUGGAGAAACCUUUUAUGACUACUCACAACCAUUAGUGUUUGACUAUUUAGCUUCAACUUAAGCUAAAUAUGGUUGGGAGUUAAAAUGUCUUUCUCAUUCAUAAAAAUAUGCCUUUUUUGUGGGGUGGGGUGGGACA
Molecule: messenger RNA, 5235 nt
Organism: Dromiciops gliroides (monito del monte)
Lineage: Eukaryota; Metazoa; Chordata; Mammalia; Microbiotheria; Microbiotheriidae
Gene: SLC16A10
Product: solute carrier family 16 member 10
Exons: 6
Coding region: 80-1597 (505 amino acids)
Biological process (GO): transmembrane transport
Molecular function (GO): monocarboxylic acid transmembrane transporter activity
Source: RefSeq, a predicted model, not a curated record